AUGGCCUCCCUUUUGCGCAGCUUUGUCGAGUCUCGAGGGAUUUGUCUCAGGAGCAGGCUCUCCACCCUAUACGCGGCGUCCAACCCUCGACGAUUCAUCGGCACAAGCACCAGCACAACAGGCGGAACAGCACCUAAAUCCCUCUUCGACGACGACGACACUCCAAUUGACCUCUCCGAAGACGAAGACCUGGUAAACGGCGCCCGUCCAGGCACCCCACCCCUCCAUGCACGCAAGCCCCCCUCCACAUCCACUCCAGCCGAAUGGCGAGCCCACCGCGAAGCCAUAAAAAAGCGCUACCCCAACGGCUGGGCACCCACCCACAAAAUCUCCCGCGAAGCCAUGCACUCCCUCCGCCAACUCAACAAACUCGACCCCGAAAAAUUCACAACACAAGUUCUGGCGGAGAAGUUUAGCAUCAGCCCAGAGGCCGUGAGGAGGAUUUUGAAGAGUAAAUGGGAGCCGUCGAAGGAGAGGAAGGACAAGAUGGUAGAGAGGGAGAGGAGGAUUAGGAAGGAGAAGAUAAUGGAGAAGGUGGAGAAGGAGAUUAUGGCCGCUGAGCCUUGGUUGAGGCCGGACUUGGGAGAGGAGGGGAAGAAGGGGAAGAGACCAAAGAGGGACCGGUUGACGUUGACUUGA
Messenger RNA from Coprinopsis cinerea okayama7#130, 639 nucleotides. RefSeq lists its product as hypothetical. Lineage: Eukaryota; Fungi; Basidiomycota; Agaricomycetes; Agaricales; Psathyrellaceae. The transcript has a single exon. Gene Ontology annotation, cellular component: nucleus. Bases 1 to 639 code for a protein of 212 amino acids. The record is from RefSeq and is a predicted model, not a curated record.